This is a messenger RNA of Lodderomyces beijingensis, 1155 nucleotides long. The record is from the annotation of a GenBank genome assembly. NCBI's taxonomy places the organism in Eukaryota, Fungi, Ascomycota, Pichiomycetes, Serinales, Debaryomycetaceae.
AUGACCACGGACGAAGAGGAAACGUUUCAUCAGACUUACAAUGAGUUCCGCAGUGAUACAUUUACAGUGCCCACCAGAUCGAUGAUUGAAUCUUCGUAUCUCAACGCCACCUACGGAGAUUCAGUAUACGGAGAAGACGAGCUGACAUUAGCGUUGGAGCUGCGAAUGUGCGAAAUAACCGGGAAACCAGCAGCGUUAUUUUGUGCUAGUGGAACCAUGUCGAACCAGAUUGGGUUGAGGGUCAACUUGAUGCAGCCGCCAUAUAGCAUACUAUGCGACCACCGUGCCCAUGUAUUUUUGCACGAGGCCGCGGGGUUGGCCACCUUGAGUCAAGCGAUGGUGCACCCCGUGGUCCCACGCAAUGGCAGAUACCUCACUUUAGAAGAUGUGUUGCUGAAUGUCACUUUUGAUGAUGGCGAUAUCCAUGCUGCUCCGACCAAGGUGAUAUCGUUAGAGAACACCUUGCAUGGGAUCGUGAUGCCCGUGGAGGAGAUUGCGCGAAUCAGCCAGUUUUGCCGCGAGCAUGAUAUCAAGUUGCACUUGGAUGGUGCUAGACUUUGGAAUGCUUCAGUCGCGACUGGCGUUUCCAUCAAGGAGUACUGUCUGUAUUUCGACACUGUUUCCUUGUGCUUAUCGAAAUCCUUGGGUGCCCCCAUGGGGUCGAUAUUGGUUGCAUCAACAACGCAAAUGAUACGCAAGGCUAACCAUUUCAAGAAACAGAGCGGGGGUGGAAUUAGACAAUCCGGCCUAAUGGCUUCGAUGGCGCUAUAUGCCGUCGAGCACAACUUGGCGAAGAUUGCGAAAUCGCAUGCCUUUGCUAGACAAAUUGGCGAAUUUUGCCAACGAAAUGGGAUACUUUUGGAGUCGCCCGUGGAUACCAACUUUGUAUUUGUUGAUUGCAAAGCUAAUAAGAUGGACCCCAAUUUGUUGAUUGAGUUGGCCACCAGAAAGUAUAAUGUGAAAUUGAUGGGCGGACGUAUCGCGUGCCAUUUCCAAUUGCACCCGCUGAGCAUUGAACGGGUUGAAAAAUGUUUGUUGGAGUGUUACCAAGAGAGCUUGGUCAAUCCUCACCAGCCGGAUAACAAGAAUAAUAAGAAAAUGUACAAUUUCGAUGCCAUCAAGGCAAAGGGUAAUUUAAUAGAGUCAACCGAUUGA